This is a messenger RNA of Camellia sinensis, 888 nucleotides long. RefSeq lists its product as uncharacterized. NCBI's taxonomy places the organism in Eukaryota, Viridiplantae, Streptophyta, Magnoliopsida, Ericales, Theaceae. The record is from RefSeq and is a predicted model, not a curated record.
AUGAACAAGGAGUUUUUAUCUGUGGAUCCAGUUGGAACAGCAGGUGGGCUCCUUUGCAUUUGGGAUCCUGAUGUUUUCCAAUUAUCUGGCAGUUGUUGUAACAGAAGAUUUAUCUUAAUCUCAGGUACACUAUACAACUCCUUUGAUUGUGUCUUGCUUAAUGUAUAUGCACCUAAUGAUGUCAGCAGUCGAUCUAUUUUUUGGAAUACUCUUCUUAACCUCAGAGCCUUUUUUCCCAACCCUUGGUGUUUGGGAGGUGAUCUCAAUGAAGUAAGGAAUAUGGGUGAGAGAAUUGGUUGCUCCAGAAGAGACAGGGAAAUGCAACAUCUCAAUGACUUUAUAGAUAAUUAUGAGUUGAAUGACCUACCUCUUUUGGGAAGGAAAUAUACUUGGUGCAAUGCUCAGGAGGCACAAAAAUGGAGCAGAAUUGAUAGAGUUUUGCUAAGCCCAGAGUGGUUGAUUCACUUUAAAAUGAAGCUUUGGAGAUUGCCUAGACUAAUAUCAGAUCACUGCCCUCGACUACUGAUGGAAGAUGAAAGAGAUUGGGGUCCUAAACUUUUCAAGUUUAUCAAUGCUUGGGUUCCACAUCCUAGCUUCUCUUCUCUUUUUAAGUCUUGCUGGGAAAACACAAAUGUUGUGGGCUGGGCUGGGUUUAUCAUUCAUCAAAAACUGAAACACCUGAAGGUAGAAUUAAAGAAAUGGAAUUCUAAAGUGUUUGGCAAUGUCUCAACUAAACUCAAGGCUGCAGAGAAUGAAUCGCAUGAACUAGAUAUCACUGCUGAGGUAGAGACCUGCUUGAUUCGGAAAAGGCUAGAAGAAGGGUGGUCAGAGGUGAAUUGUGGCAGCUUUAUAGAAGAAUGGAGUGGUUAUGGCAUCAAAAAUUCAUAG